Dovyalis caffra is the source of this 2736-nucleotide messenger RNA. NCBI's taxonomy places the organism in Eukaryota, Viridiplantae, Streptophyta, Magnoliopsida, Malpighiales, Salicaceae. The record is from the annotation of a GenBank genome assembly.
AUGUUAUUGCUAACAGGUGUUCUUUCAACAACAUUUACAAUAACAAACAAGCGUAACUACACAGCAUGGCCAGCCAUUGACUCAUAUCAAUCAAACGCUUAUCCAUCAACUAUAAAUACAACUGGUUUUUCCCUUGAAAAGAAUGAGUCAAAGAUCAUAACAGCACCAGCUUCCUGGAGUGGGCGUAUUUGGGGCCACACCUAUUGCACCGAAGAUUCCUCAGGAAAUUUCUCCCGCAUCACGGGCUACUGUGGCUCCGGAAAGCUAGAAUGUUCAGGCAGCAAUGCUCCUCCUACAACGUUGGCAGAGUUCACGACUGGCGGUUAUUUGAACGAAUCAUGUCCUUCAGAGCUUAAGGUUACCUUUGGUUCAGAAGGCAAGACUGUGGGAUGCAGGACCGCAUGCCAAGCUUACAGCUAUGCUUAUGAUGCCGCCAACUCUACCUUCAGUUGUGCAUCUACCGAUUACCAAGUUACAUUCUGCCCAGGUAAGAAAGCAGUUAUUACAGGAAACAACUCUCGGCCAUCAUCAGGGGAGAUAACACCAAGCCCUUCUGCAGGCAACACGACAGUUAUUACAGCGAACAACUCUCGGCCACCAUCAGGGGAAAUAACACCGAGCCCUUCACCAGAAAUAAGGCCUAAUAUUAUAUCAAGAAGACAAUGGGUGCCAAUUAUAGCAGGACCUGUAGGUGGUGUUCUUGCCAUUAUUUCUUUUGUAGUUAUUAUUGUUUGGAGGGUCAGGAGGAGCAGGUCUGAAGAUACUGAGGAGGAUGUGGAAGAUGAUCAUAUAAAGCAAGUUCCAGGAAUGCCUGUUAGGUUUUCAUAUGAAGAUCUGCGCCUUGCAACCGAUGAUUUCAAGGAAAUACUUGGAAAAGGAGGCUUCGGGUCUGUGUUCAAAGGAGUACUUGCUGAUGGAACAGGAAUUGCUGUGAAGCGUUUGGAUAAAUUAGGCCAAGGAAAGAGGGAAUUUGUAGCAGAAGUUGAGUCAAUUGGAAGUCUACACCAUUUUAACUUGGUGAGACUGAUAGGAUUUUGUGCAGAGAAAUCACACAGGCUUUUAGUACACGAGUAUCUGAGUGUUCUAUCAACAACAAUUACAAUAACAAACAAUUGUAAAUACACAGUAUGGCCAGUCAUUUGCUCUUAUGAAUCAGCUACCUACACAACCGGUUUUUCCCUUGCAAAGAAUGAGUCAAAGAAAACAACAGCACGAGCUUCCUGGAGUGGGCGUAUUUGGGGCCGCACGUAUUGUUCCGAAGACUCCUCAGGAAAUUUCUCCUGCAUCACAGGCGACUGUGGCUCCGGAAAACUAGAAUGUUCAGGCAGCCCUGCUCCUCCUGUAACGAUGGCAGAGUUAUCGAUUGGUGGUGAUAAUGGCCUUGAUUAUUUUGAUGUUAAUCUUGUUGAUGGCUUCAACCUGCCUUUGGUUGUUGUGCCUUCUGCUCAGAACUGUACAAGCUCAGGAUGCUUUGCAGAUUUGAAUGAAUCAUGUCCUUCAGAGCUUCAGGUUACCAGUGCUACAGAAGGCAAGACUGUGGGAUGCAGGAGCAUGUGCCAAGUGACUGGGUUGUCGAAGUCUUGCUGUAAUGCCAGCUUAACGCCUUCAUGUUCAUUGUAUUCUCGAGUUCUUAAAGAUUCGUGUCCACGGGUUUACAGCUAUUCUUAUAGUAAGGCGACCUCUACCCUCACUUGUGCAUCUACCAAUUACCAAGUUACAUUCUGCCCAGUCAACACAACAGUUAUGACACCAAAAAACUCUCGGCCAACAUCAGGUGAGAUAACACCGAGUCCUCCACCAGAAAUAAGGCCUCAUACUGCUUCAAAAAGACAUUGGGCGCCAAUUAUAGCAGGACAAAUUAUAGCAGGACUCGUGGGUGGUGUUCUUGCCAUUAUUUCUUUUGUAGUUAUUAUUAUUUGGAGGGUCAGGGGGAGCAGGUCUGAAGAUACUGAGGAGGAUGUGGAAGAUGAUCAAAUAAACCAAGUUCCAGGAAUGCCUAUUGUGUUUUCAUAUGAAGAACUGCGGGUUGCAACUGAUAAUUUCAAGGAAAUACUUGGAAGAGGAGGCUUUGGCCAAGAAUCUUCCCUAGAUUGGCAGACACGAAAGAAGAUUAUUCUUCACAUCGCGAAAGGGCUGGCUUAUCUUCAUGAAGAAUGCCGACAGACCAUAAUGCAUCUCGAUAUAAAGCCGCAGAACAUACUCUUAGAUCCGAAUUUCAAUGCCAAAAUCUCUGACUUCGGGUUAUCUAAACUGAUUGAUAGGGAGAUGAGCCAAAUUCAACUGACAAUGAGAGGAACCCCUGGAUAUCUUGCUCCAGAAUGGCAUCAAGAAUUAGGCCGCAUCUCUGUUAAAGUUGACAUUUACAGCUUUGGAAUUGUUCUACUGGAAGUCGUUUGUGCACGCAAAUGCGUUGAUCACUCGCAACCAGAAUCUGCCUUCCAUUUGCUUAAAAUGUUGCAGAACAAAGCUGAAAACAUUUGGAAAUAUUUAGUUGAAUAUAUGCAGAGUGAUAGGGAGGAAAUAAUCAGGAUGAUAAAGAUUGCUGCUUGGUGUUUACAAGAUGACCCAGAAAGUAGGCCACCCAUGUCAACAGUUGUGAAAGUAUUGGAGGGUGUAAUGGAGGUAGAUUCAAACCUGGUGUAUAGGUUUUCACAUGCACUGACAUCUUCUCCUGCUGUUAAUCAACAGAUUUCUUCAGCACCGAUGCCAGCAUCUGUUCUUUCUUAUCCUAGAUGA